AUGGCGGAGAAGAAGAUGAAGGCAAAGGAGCUGAAACGGAAAAACAUCCUGGAUUCCAUGCAGCGCAUCCAAGACUUCCUGACGAAUUACGAUGAGGAGCGAGACAUGAACGAGGUAGCGAUACGUCUGGCCCGACUUGAUAACUUGAUGGAAACUUUCGAAGCGAUCCAAGGAGAAUAUGAAACGUACGACGAUGAACCAGAAUUUGCUGCGGCUAAUGCGAAGGUAAGGGCAAGGGUGGAAGAGCAGUACUUUAGGGUAAAAGGUGGUCUCGUAAGCAAGGUUCCUCCCCUUCCUCCAAUCUCAACCAAUCCAUUAAACCAACAAGGUGCUCCAGCAAUUGCUCAUGUAACCGGUGUGAAACUCCCCACUAUCGAAUUGCCUAAAUUUGACGGUGAUCUGAAUGAAUGGUUAACGUUUCGCGAUUCCUUUUCAUCACUGAUUCACUCGUCGCCAGAAAUCCCAUGCAUCCAAAAGUUUCAGUACCUCCGAUCUGCUUUGCGAGGUGACGCGCUAAAACUCAUUGAAUCCUUAACCAUCACCGCAAACAACUACGCGGUAGCUUGGGAAGCACUUCUUAACCGCUACUCCAAUACAUACUUAUUAAAAAAGAAACACUUGCAAGCUCUAAUUGUCCACUCGAAGGUCUCGGGAAAAUCCGCUGCUGGUUUACGUGCUGUUGUAGAGGAUUUCCAACGGCAUGUCAAAAUACUCAACCAACUAAAUGAACCAACCGCGCAUUGGGGCAGUCUCUUGGUUCAACUACUGUGCGCUCGAAUCGACGAUUACACCCUGAAGGAAUGGGAAGAAUUUGUCUCUGCUAAUCACGAACCAACGUAUGAAAACCUCAUCGAAGUACUAACCCGUAAAAUCCGGACUUUAGAAUCCCUUCACAUUUCGGCUGAGCUGUCCACUUCUUCUUUCCAAGCAAAGCACAAUCUCCCUGUCAGGCAAACUAAACCCCAAAAUCCUACAUCGUCGAAAAUCAACUCCUACACUGCAGUGGAACGGUCCCAACCUGAAUGCCUAGCUUGCCGCGAUUAUCAUCCUUUGGUGAGAUGUCCGGUGUUUGAAAAGAUGCAGCUUAAAGAUCGAUUGAACCUGGUUAACUCGAAGCGGAUUUGUAGCAAUUGCUUCAGGGGAAACCACUUCGCCCGGAAUUGUCAAUCCAACUUCUCCUGCAAGCAUUGUCAAAAACGCCACCACUCCUUAUUGCAUCCUGGGUUCGAUGCAUCAGUAUCCACCCAGAAUCCUCCGAAAGCCAACGAAUCCUCAACAGUGGCAAAAAAUCCUGAAGAGAUCUCGUCCAACUCCGCUGUAGAAUCCCGAGGAAUGAACGUCUUCCUAUCGACCGUUGUCGUCAAGGUGCUAGAUGGCUAUGGAAAUGAGCAUUUGGCCCGAGCGCUGUUAGAAAGUGGAUCACAAAGCAGUCUCAUGAGUGACCGCCUUUGUCAGAAACUAAGAUUGCUUCGUCAUCGUAUUGACCAACCCAUCCUUGGUAUUGGUGAAUCUCCCAUUCGAGCAGUUUGCUCCGUGACCACCGAAGUGAGAUCGAGAGUUGAUGACUUCUCUAUUCCCCUGAAUUGUUUGGUGCUCAAAAAGCUGACUGCCGAUCUACCCGCUGUAACCAUUACUACUGCAAACUGGCAGAUACCGAACGACAUCACACUUGCUGAUCCCGAGUACAACAUCUCACGAAAGGUAGACCUCAUAAUAGGUGCCGAACACUUUUAUGCAAUCCUCCAGGGUGGCCGGUUGCAAAUUGGCCCACCAUCCCUAAACUUAGUUGAAAGUAGGUUCGGAUGGCUUGUUUCAGGAGCAGUGCCUUUUGAUCCCAUACCCCAAGCUCUGGUUUGUUGUCCGUCUAUUUUGGAAACCCUCAACGAGAACCUCGAAAAAUUCUGGAAAAUAGACGAAUUUGAAAAUUCUAAACCCACCCUUUCACCCAACGAUCAAUAUUGUGAGGACUUCUUCAAGGAAACGGUAAGCCGCGAUUCCACUGGUCGAUACUCCGUAAAAUAUCCCAAAAAAGAUGAAUUCGAAUCGAUGAUAGGCGAGUCAUACUCCAAUGCCAAAGCUCGUCUCAUUAGCUUGGAACAAAAAUUGGACAAAAAUCCCAUCCUUAAAGAAAGGUAUCAUGCCUUUAUGGCCGAAUUCAUCCAACUGGGACACAUGCGAGAGGUACCUGUUGACGACCCAGAACCUACUGUCGUAUGCUAUCUUCCUCACCAUGCCGUGUUGAAAGAAUCUAGCACCACUACGAAGGUACGCAGUGUUUACAACGCUUCGGCAAAAACAAGUACUGGAUUCUCUCUCAACGAUUCGCUCCGAGUAGGCCCUGUCAUCCAAGAUGAGCUCUUCGACAUCUUACUCCGCUUUCGCAAAAAUUUGGUGGUAUUGUUGGCUGACAUAGAGAAGAUGUAUAGGCAAAUCGUUCUUCAACCCGAUGACCGACCCCUUCUGCGUUUGUUGUGGAGAUUCAGCCCGAACGACCCGAUUACGAAAUAUGAGAUGACAACGGUGACAUACGGUUUGGGCCCAUCCUCGUUCUUGGCUACCCGCACACUUAUUCAACUUGCGGAUGAUGAAGGUGUUUCUUUUCCUCUCGCCGCAGCCGCUGUGAAGCGAGAUUUUUACAUGGAUGAUUUUGUACGGAGUGAAGAAACCAUAUCUACAGCAAUCCAACUGCGUAAGGAGAUGGACGAACUGAUGAGCCGUGGAGGAUUUUCCUUGAGGAAAUGGUGUUCAAAUUUUCCUGAAGUUUUAGAAGGAGUGCCACCAGAAAACCUAGCCCAUCCUAGCUCUGAAAACCUCGAACCUGGUGAGGUGGUGAAAGUCUUGGGAAUUUCCUGGGAGCCCGAGCAUGACUCAUUUUGUUUCAAAUUUGCCCCAUUCUCAACCGACGGAAAGAUUACAAAGAACCGAAUUCUUUCCGUAAUUGCCCAACUUUAUGACCCUUUGGGAUUAAUUGCUCCCGUCGUUGUACGCGCGAAAAUAUUUAUCCAACAACUUUGGUUGAUGUCCAUCGAAUGGAAUGAGGAAGUCCCGAAUGAAAUCCGAACAAGGUGGGAAAUUUUUGUAAAGGACUUGCCAUCGCUAGCUGAAUUUCGAAUCCCGCGGUUUGCCUUUGACAGAGGGGAGGUGCAGCUACAUUGUUUCACGGACGCCUCCGAAGCAGCCUAUGGAGCCUGCAUCUACGCUCGGACGGAGAAGGCCAACGGGGAGGUGAAGGUGGUACUACUGGCGGCGAAAUCCCGAGUAGCACCGCUUCAGAAACGCAGCAUCCCGAGACUAGAAUUAUGCGCUGCUCAGCUAGGCGCUCGCUUAUCGACGAGAGUUGUUGACACACUGGCCCUGAAAUCGUCACCCAUAUACUACUGGACCGAUUCGAUGGUUGUUAUUUAUUGGCUACGAGCACCAUCACAAACCUGGAAAACCUUUGUGGCUAACCGAGUCGCAGACAUCCACAUCCUAACGAAGAACGCAUCUUGGCAGCAUGUUCCCGGAGUAAACAACCCAGCUGACGUCGUCUCCAGAGGGUUAACUGUGCACCAGCUUCUGACCUGCAAAUUAUGGACCGAUGGACCCGAUUGGUUGGAAGGGGAGAGAAAAGUUGGCCGAAGUUGGAGAUCCCGAGAACCACUAAUAUUGAUGGAGACACUGAGCGCAAAACCACCACCUUGCUUAUCCAAAAUCCACCACCACUUAACCCUUUGUUUACUCGAUCAUUCUCGUACAACCGUUUGCUCCAUACAACUGCUUAUUGUUUGCGAGUUUCUCGGAAGGCGAGAAAAGAACUCAAGGAAUCCAUUUUAA
Messenger RNA from Uranotaenia lowii, 3816 nucleotides. RefSeq lists its product as uncharacterized. The coding region runs from base 1 to 3816 and encodes 1271 amino acids. NCBI's taxonomy places the organism in Eukaryota, Metazoa, Arthropoda, Insecta, Diptera, Culicidae. The record is from RefSeq and is a predicted model, not a curated record. The transcript has a single exon.